Messenger RNA from Cylicocyclus nassatus, 320 nucleotides. The record is from the annotation of a GenBank genome assembly. Lineage: Eukaryota; Metazoa; Nematoda; Chromadorea; Rhabditida; Strongylidae.
AGAUCGUCCAUCUCAAAUGCGCUUCAUCGCUGGCUGCUCCACUCGCUCAUAUUUUCAACAUUUCGAUGCUGAAACUUACUGAAUGCGCUUACUUCGGUCACUGACAGAAGCAUGAAUGAUUGUAGCUGUGCACUGCUCUUUCGAACAAACUUCAAUAACGAUAUUCAUUUUCGCCUUGAGUAUCAGUCUAGCUCUUCCACUUACGCUACUACAAUCUAUAUCCAAAUGUAAUCAUUGGCUAGUAGAUCGUUUACAUCUUACGAAAUUAUCCUUUCUAUAGCUUGUGAAGAUCGUUGCUUAUAAAAUAAUUUUUUUUCGAA